CAGUCGAGCGGGUCAGUCGACGUUUGACAGCUCGUAUUUAGUUUCCGAGACGCGAUCGCAAGAAACAGCACGUCGAACACGAUUAUGGUAACAGUGAGUGAUUAUAUAUAUAAAUGCAGUGUCUGUGUUUAUGUGAUCGUUUAUGACUUCUUCGAAUCUCUGCACGAUGCGAGGUUAGUUUCGGAAGACAGCGCGAGAUGUCGCCAGCGUUCAGUUAGCGCCCGCUUUUACCGCGUUUUUUCCCGCUAUAUUGAAGAGAUAUUGCAAUUAUCAGGUGAACAUAGCUUGCAGUCCGUUCCAGUCAACUGUGUGUAUCGAUUGACAAUCCUAACCUGGAGGAGGCCUGGGAGACAUUCGGCGCCAGCCAAGCAACCUUGUGAUCGACGUAGCUUCGAUGAAGUCAAUUCCGCUGUUGUGCAUCGAUUGGUGAAUAAACUAUAUUUUAUUAUUUAGAGGUUUUGUAGAAAUUAGAGGAAUGUAGAUGAUUUAGAUUGUAGACUGUAAAUUGUAGAUCCGUUACCUUAAAUAAAUUAUGUAAUUAGAUUAGAAUUAAGAUGUUCGUUGGAAAACAUCAAUGA
Molecule: messenger RNA, 578 nt
Organism: Nylanderia fulva
Lineage: Eukaryota; Metazoa; Arthropoda; Insecta; Hymenoptera; Formicidae
Source: RefSeq, a predicted model, not a curated record